GUACCACAUGAGGGAGGAGGAUGUCUUCCCUGUAAUGCACAGCAUUGUGAUUGCCUUCAAUGACAACAAGUUCUGUCCAAUGAUGCGGUGACACACCGCCCCAGACCAUGACGGACCCUCCACCUCCAAAUCGAUCCCGCUCCAGAGUACAGGCCUCGGUGUAACACUCAUUCCUUCAAUGAUAAACGUGAGUCCGACCAUCACCCCUGGUGAGACAAAACCACGACUCAUCAGUGAAGAGCACUUUUUGCCAGUGCUGUCUGGUCCAGUGAAGUUGGGUUGUUGCCGGUGAUGUCUGGUAAGGACCUGCCUUACAACAGGCCUACAAGCCCUCAGUCCAGCCUCUCUCAGCCUAUUGCGGACAGUCUGAGCACUGAUGGAGGGACUGUGCGUUCCUGGUGUAACUCGGGCAGUUGUUGUUGCCAUCCUGUACCUGUCCCGCAGGUGUGAUAUUCAGAUAUACUGAUCCUGUGCAGGUGUUUUUACUCGUGGUCUGCCACUGCGAGGAUGAUCAGCUGUCCUUCCUGUCUCCCUGUAGUGCUGUCUUAGGCGUCUCACAGUACGGACAUUGCAAUUUAUUGCCCUGGUCACAUCUGCAGUCCUCAUGCCUCCAUGAAGCAUGCUUAAGGCACAUUCAUGCAGAUGAGCAGGGACCCUGGGCAUCUUUCUUUUGGUGUUUUUCAGAGUCAGUAGAAGGGUCUCUUUAGUGUCCUAAGUUAUUUGGAUUUUUACAAAAUUAUCUUUAAAAUACAGUGUCCUGAAAAAGAGACGUUUCUUUUUUUGCUGAGUUUAUAUAUAUUUAAAAUGUAAUAUAAAUCAGUGUUAUGACCUCAAGAGCUUUAUUACAUUAUCAUGCUCAAAAAUAUAGUGUUAUAAUAAAUGUCAAGGUGUAAUGAGGGUUCUUUUUUCUUCUUUCUGUUCCAAAAUAGCUCAUCAAGCGAUCCGUUCCAGGUGCAUCAUGAGCACAUGCGGCAAAUGAUGAGGAGUUUCUCUGACCCCUUCUGUCAUGGCUUCAUGCCCAGCAUGACAGAUGGCAGACAGAGAGGUCACGGAGGUCACAGGGGUGAGGGUCACCCUAACACGAGCACAAACUUUCGCAAUGACAGAGAACUGGAUUUCUUCAGCAAUCCUUUCUCUAUGAUGGACAACAUGAGGAACAGAAUGAAAGAGAUGAACAGGAAUGUUGAGAAUAUGGCGUCAGACUCCAACAGCCACUCGUUUUCCUCUUCUUCUGUCAUGACGUACUCGAAAGUCGGAGAUGAGCCGGCAAAAGUUUUCCAGGCAUCUUCACAAACCCGCAGUGCACCUGGAGGAAUAAAGGAAAUGAGGAAGUCUCUGCAGGACUCUGAGAGUGGACUACAGAAGAUGUCCAUCGCUCAUCACAUUCAGGACAGAGGACACGUGAUAGAAAGGAAGGAGAACAGAAAGACUGGAGAGAAAGUACUCAACCAGGACUUCCAGAACAUGGAUGAAACGGAGGCACAGUCAUUCGAUGAGGAGUGGCAGAGGGAACUGUCCAGAUUCCAGGUUUCUUCUCCCAUGUGUCAUCUGGAAGCCCCGAAACAUCGAGCUGUGCACCGAGCAGCCAUCAACGCACCACCACAGACACACAGAGACGCUAAAGCAACUGCAGGAAAAAACACACAUUUCAAUGAAGUCAACGUCAAAGGCUCUGGUGUGAAGAAACAAUGAAAACACAUUCACAAUAAAACAUGUUUGAUGCUCACUAGAUCAUACAGUACAUGUGUCUCUGUAGUUUUUAGUGUGACUUCUCUUUCUCAGUAAAAUUAUUUUGAUGAACAUAAUAAUAAAGUUAUUUUCUCUGGUAGGCAUUUCACUAUGAAUGUGAUUAUGAAGUUCUCUUUUUCUCAGUUCUUUCUCAGUCUGUCUUUUCAUUUCCUACACAUAUAUUAGGAUGAAAUAAAGCAACACAGAUGUUUACUGUUCUCUAAUGCACUUAUUGAUAUUGUAAAUGUGUUAUUAUACAGUAAUCACCACAACCUCUCGGGAAACCUUCCUUUGCUGUAUACAUUUGUAAAAAUGACAAGAAAAUAGACUUUUAUAUAAAUGUUUCUCAUAGUUUUGUCUUUGUUGCUUGUGUGAUACUGUUAUCAAGCCACUCUUUACAGGAGGUUAUCUUUUUUUUAAACUAAUUGGUAUGUUUUUUUUUCCCCCAACCUUAAACCACAAUCACAAAUAAUAAAUGAACUAAAAUCAA
Messenger RNA from Myxocyprinus asiaticus (Chinese sucker), 2218 nucleotides. Its product is annotated as myeloid leukemia factor 1-like. The record is from RefSeq and is a predicted model, not a curated record. The transcript has 7 exons. The coding region runs from base 880 to 1692 and encodes 270 amino acids. Gene Ontology annotation, biological process: regulation of DNA-templated transcription. Gene Ontology annotation, cellular component: nucleus; cytoplasm. NCBI's taxonomy places the organism in Eukaryota, Metazoa, Chordata, Actinopteri, Cypriniformes, Catostomidae.